CCCUUCAUUUCUAACCCUUCUAAUAUCUCUCCCACAGCAACAACCACAACAAGCAGAACACCGACAACGAAACACCCAAAUAACACCUGCAACAACCAAAACACCCACAAUCAAGCAUCCCUCUUAAUCCCUUCAUUUCUUACACUUCAAACCCUCUCUCUAAUAACUCUCCCACAGCAACACCCACAACAAGCAGAACACCGACAACGAAACAUGCAAUUCCACUAUAUCUCUUUUCUCCUCACCAUCCUCCCCCUUUUCUCUCUCAUCCCAACUCUCCGUUCUCAAGAUAUCUCAGUGGGGUCCACCCUCCGCCCCACCAACCUCAGCUUAUCCUGGCCGUCCCCUAAUGGGACCUUCUCCUUCCAGUUCCUCAACCGGACCGAAGACUCGUCCUUCAUCGCCGCCAUCUCCUACUCCGGCGGCAUCGCCAUCUGGAAAGCCGGUGGGGCCGAUGCCCGUGUCGACAUAGGUGGGGCCCUUGAAUUCCUCUCCAACGGCAAUCUCCGCCUCAUCAACGGCUCUGGUACCACCAUCUGGCAAUCCAACACCACCGGCCUUGGGAUCACAUCCGCCGCCCUUGAAGACACAGGUAACUUCGUUCUCAAAAAUGGAACCACGACCGUCUGGUCCACCUUUGAAAAUCCAACGGACACGAUCUUACAAGACCAGAAUUUCACGAUGGGUAAGGUUCUGCGAUCUGGGCGUUAUUCAUUUAAUCUCUUGAAAUCCGGAAACCUAACGCUUCAAUGGGGUAAUUCCAUAAUUUACUGGAAUCAAGGCCUGAACUCAACGUUCAAUCGGAGCCUUACAUCGCCCAGCCUGACCCUCCAAUCGGUCGGAAUUCUACGGCUCUAUGAUCUUUCUCUCCCGGGCUCUGUCCCGAUCGCAUAUAGCAGUGAUUAUGGUGAGGGCGGCGAUACUGUGAGGUUUCUGAGGUUGGACUCAGAUGGAAAUUUGAGGGCUUAUAGCUCUGUGAGGGGCAGUGGGGUUGAGAACCCGCGGUGGGCCGCUGUCUUAGAUCAGUGCCAGGUUUUCGGGUGGUGUGGCAACAUGGGUAUUUGUAGUUAUAAUGAUACAGAGCCGCUGUGCGGCUGCCCGUCUUUGAAUUUUGAGUUUGUGGAUCCGAACAAUCAGCGUAUGGGGUGUAGGAGGAAGCAGGCGAUUGCGGAUUGUCCAGGGAGUUCAACCAUGUUGGAAAUGAGCCACACCCAAUUCCUGACGUACCCACCUGAGCUCUCGAACGAGGUCUUUUUUGUUGGAAUUACUGCCUGCCGGCUGAAUUGCCUGGGGGGUGGGUCGUGCGUUGCAUCCACUUCGUUAUCCGAUGGCUCAGGGUUGUGUUUCUUGAAGGUCUCGGAUUUUGUUAGCGGCUACCAGUCACCAGCUCUCCCGAGCACUUCUUUUGUCAAGGUCUGUGCCCCGGCGCAACCCAACCAGUCUCCGCCAGCAGCUGGCCAGACACUGGCCUCGUCGAAGAAGCUGCGGGCCUGGGUGGUCGCGGUCGUAGUAUUGGGCACCAUCCUGGCCUUGGUUUUCAUGGAAUUCGGGCUUUGGUGGUGUUGCUGUAGGAACAGCCCCAAAUUUGGCACCCUGUCAGCACAAUAUGCACUUCUUGAGUAUGCUUCUGGUGCACCGGUUCAGUUCUCGUAUAAAGACCUUCAGCGUGCGACCAAAGGGUUCCGAGAGAAGCUUGGUGCUGGAGGAUUCGGGGCUGUCUAUCGUGGUGUCCUUGCGAACCGGACGGUGGUCGCGGUUAAACAGCUCGAAGGGAUUGAGCAAGGGGAGAAGCAGUUCCGGAUGGAGGUUGCGACGAUCAGUAGCACACACCAUUUGAAUCUGGUGCGUUUGAUUGGGUUCUGCUCUGAAGGCCGACACCGGUUGUUGGUCUACGAGUUCAUGCGGAAUGGGUCCCUCGACAAUUUCCUUUUCUCUGACGAAUCGUUGGGGAAGUUGGAUUGGGGCAGCCGGUUCAACAUAGCGCUUGGGACCGCAAGGGGGAUAACGUACUUGCACGAGGAGUGCCGAGAUUGCAUUGUUCAUUGCGACAUAAAGCCAGAGAACAUCUUGUUGGAUGAGAAUUACAAUGCCAAGGUCUCAGAUUUCGGCCUUGCAAAGCUCGUAAAUCCGAAAGAUCAUCGGUACCGGACCUUGACGAGUGUUAGAGGGACCCGCGGGUACUUAGCCCCUGAAUGGCUUGCAAAUCUCCCCAUCACGUCCAAGUCUGACGUGUACAGCUAUGGAAUGGUGUUGUUGGAGAUUGUGAGUGGACGGCGGAAUUUCGAUGUGUCGGGGGACACGGGUCGGAAGAAGUUCUCUGUUUGGGCGUAUGAAGAAUUUGACCGGGGAAGUAUCACAAGCAUUGUGGAUAAAAGGCUUGCAGAUGAGGAGCUAGAUGUCGAACAGCUCGAUAGGGUGAUUCAGGUGAGCUUUUGGUGUAUUCAGGAGCAGCCAUCUCAAAGGCCGACGAUGGGGAAGGUAGUACAGAUGCUAGAAGGGAUCAUGACCAUUGAGAAGCCACCGGCACCGAAGGCCAUGGAGGGGUCUUUGAGUAGCACUAGUGGCAGUGCUAAUGUUAGUGCUCUCUCGACCUUUGCGGCUUCCGCCCCGGCCCCAUCCUCCAGCUCAUCCUUACAGGCUUUGGGAUCUUCGUCUUUGUCUGGGAGGAACAUUGAGAAGACAUCAUCAUCCCUCCUUGGGUGAAUUCGAACCUUGGCUGAUUGCUUUCUUGUGGAGAUUAAUCUUGCUUAUGUUUGUAAGGUAUGUGCAAUUAGUGAUUUGGAGUCUUUGGAGCAUUCUUGAAUCUUUGAACGCUUGGGCCAUGUUUGGAUGUGCGAUUGAUUUAAGAUUGCGAUAAUUGAGUUGUAGCGAUGUGAAUUUUGGAAAGCUGGGCUAGUCCCACUUGGUAACUGAUUCCAAGUUGUACAUUUGUUUCCUGUUGGAAUCGAAAUAAAGACACUGUGAGAAAGAUAAGAUCAUGGUGAGAAGACAGAUGAGGAGAUUCGCAUCUCACAUUCCAAUGUUGCUCAUGUGUGUGAGUUCUGGGCCAUUCAUCAGGUGGGGCGUCCCAUUAACAUGCCCUGCUCCAACAAUCAGGUGGUCCACUCAUACGAGUUGGCUGUGCAUGUAUGUUGGGUGUAGAUUGUGGGCCCUUCUGUUUCUAACGUCCAUCUUCCUCAUAUAUGUGUGGCCCACCAGAUGACCCAAUCCCACACGCAUGUAUGACUAACCGUGCGAUUCGAAUAUCCUCUUGACGUCUGUCAUCCAAAAUACAUCAUAACCAUUCACUUCUACUUCGGUACAACACAAUUGUUGCAAUUUGAAUCGAUUGCCAAUCCAUAUGCGGCCUUGGCAACAAGCAGAGAACAGCGGAAGAUUAGAAGGGAAGUUGUUUUGGGAUCCCGAAGCGAUCAUUUAUGUUUAGAUUCUGGAGUUUAACAAAUAAAAUUAAAAUUUAAGGCUAGUCCUUAGCUAGUUUUUCAUAUGGUUUCAAGAACAGAAUCUUCAAUGAUGUAUAUGCAUUUGGUUGUUGUUACACUGUAUUUGUAAUUCUGUUGGGAUUGAAUGUAUGCAUUUUCCUAUCCAAAUAGGUUGUACAAGUUCAUUUCAACUGAGAUUAGUGAAGGUGAUUGUUGUAUUCAAAUA
Magnolia sinica is the source of this 3645-nucleotide messenger RNA. Its product is annotated as G-type lectin S-receptor-like serine/threonine-protein kinase At1g34300. Gene Ontology annotation, molecular function: ATP binding; protein serine/threonine kinase activity. The record is from RefSeq and is a predicted model, not a curated record. Gene Ontology annotation, biological process: protein phosphorylation. The coding region runs from base 214 to 2703 and encodes 829 amino acids. NCBI's taxonomy places the organism in Eukaryota, Viridiplantae, Streptophyta, Magnoliopsida, Magnoliales, Magnoliaceae. The transcript has a single exon.